Messenger RNA from Physeter macrocephalus (sperm whale), 1360 nucleotides. RefSeq names its product ELOVL fatty acid elongase 3 (gene ELOVL3). NCBI's taxonomy places the organism in Eukaryota, Metazoa, Chordata, Mammalia, Artiodactyla, Physeteridae. Gene Ontology annotation, biological process: very long-chain fatty acid biosynthetic process; fatty acid elongation, polyunsaturated fatty acid; sphingolipid biosynthetic process. Gene Ontology annotation, cellular component: endoplasmic reticulum membrane. Gene Ontology annotation, molecular function: fatty acid elongase activity. The record is from RefSeq and is a predicted model, not a curated record.
GCGGUGGUGGAAGCCGGCUGGACUGCAAGCGCACGUGCCUGGAUCUGACGCUCUUCGGCUUGCCGCGUAGUUCCUUGGGUUCUGGGUCUGGUCAGUCCUGCACCAAGGUUCGCUCCAUCCUCGGUCCCCUAACUCUCGUCCAGCUCCCUAAGCUCCCGACCUCAGCAUCUGCAGAACGAAAUGGUCACAGCCAUGAAUGUCUCAGAUGAAGUAGAGCAGAUGUUCCAGCCCUACAACUUCGAGCUGUUCCAGGACAUAAGGCCCGUUUUGGAGGAGUACUGGGCAACCUCAUUCACCAUAGCUCUGAUCUACCUGCUGCUCAUCUUUGUGGGGCAGAACUACAUGAAGGCAUGGAAGGGCUUCAACCUGCAGGGACCUCUCAUCCUUUGGUCAUUCUGCCUUGCAAUCUUCAGUAUCCUUGGGGCAGUGAGGACAUGGGGCUAUAUGGGGACCGUGCUACUUAGGGGGAGCCUAAAGAAAACUGUAUGCUUCUUCAUCUUCACCGGUAAUCCCAUAAUCAAAUUCUGAUCCUGCCUCUUUAUUCUCAGCAAGAUCAUUGAACUUGGAGACACAGGUUUCAUCAUCCUGUGUAAGCGGCCACUCAUCUUUGUGCACUGGUACCAUGACAGCACAGAGCUAGUGUACAAGAGCUUUGGAUACAAGAACAAGGUGACUGCAGGCGGCUUCAUGACCAUGAACUACGGUGUACGUGCCAUCAUGUACACCUACUAUACUCUGAAGGCUGCCAAAGUAAAGCCCCCCAGGUGGUUUCCCAUGCUCAUCACCAGCCUGCAAAUCCUGCAGAUGUUUAUGGGAGCCACUGUCGGUAUCCUGACUUACAUCUGGAGACAGGAACAGGGAUGCCAUACCACAAAGGAACACCUCUUCUGGUCCUUCAUCUUGUAUACAACCUAUUUCCUCCUCUUUGUCCAGUUCUUCCACCAAAACUAUGUAAUUACCAAGGUCAAGGCCAAGACCAAGAGCCAGUGAAGGGUUGGAGAAAAGAAGGAGCCCCGAGCUCUCUCCUCCCCAGGGCAUUGAGGGGCUGAGCUUAGGUUUGGGAAAAUAAUUAGGAUGCCUUUUCUGCAUGGUUUCCCCACGGGAUGUGUACCCCAAGGUGUCAGGAGGUUAUGACAGUCAAGAAGUGUCACCCCUGGGGUGGGGGUGUGAUCUAGUACUUUGCUGUUUCUGUUUUUAAUGUGAAGGCCAAACAGUCCCUGGGAUGGAGUGGGACUGAGGAGGCUCCCCAGAGCUGAGUGAUCUAUAUUUCCAGAAAUAUUUCUUCUUCUUGCUCUAUUUUUUAAAUUAAAGAUUUCAACAAGGUUUUGGGGGUUUGGGAAUUUGGAGGAAGAAGGAGACU